CACUCUGAGUAGUUUUACACCACAAUUGUGAAGAUUGCCCCAAAAUUCUACGACUACUUAGUAUAAAAUUUAAGUGGGCGGGGCUAAAGGGUCCAAAAGGCUUUUUUUUUUUUUUUAGAAUAGGAGCAAAACGGUCACCUAAAAGGAAUUUUCACCAUAGGACUUAUUUUCCAAGAGAUUGACCUGUUUCUAUGUGCACAAACGUGUAGGGGAAAUGGUUCUGUGGAAGCAGUGGAACUGCAAGGUACAAACCAGCAAUUCAGACGAGCACAGAUGGCAAGCAGCACUGAGGUGGCAUUCUUUCACACCACGAUGGAAGCAGUUACAGAUGAUCUCUACCACUAUUAUGACUAUGAAUUAAAUGAUACAGUGAGUCCAACAUCAGUCACUGCAGUGAAGGAGCAACCUCUCGCCAUGUCUCACAUCUAUCUCCCCAUGUUAUAUUUCAUCAUGUUCUUUGCUGGAUUCACUGGGAACCUGUUUGUCAUCAUAGUUAUUGGUAACAGGCACAAGAAGAAUGCACGUCUGGUAGAUACAUUUGUGCUGAACCUUGCUCUAGCAGACCUGGUGUUUGUCUUCACUUUGCCCUUAUGGGCCAUCUCAGCUGGGAAGCGUGACCAGUGGCCCUUUGGGGAGCUGUUGUGCAAGACUAGCAGCUAUAUCAUCGCCGUCAACCGGUUUUCCAACAUUUUCUUUCUCACAUGCAUGAGUGUGGACCGCUACCUUGCCAUAGUGCGCCUCAUGGACUCCCACUUUCUCCGGAGCAGCAAAUGUAUACAUCUCACCUGUGGAGUUGUAUGGGGAUCGUCUCUGAUCCUGGGUACACCAUCACUGGUGUAUCGCAAGCUGAAUGUUGAAUAUGGCUUUUGUAUAGAUGAGUUGGAGUCCUCCUUCUUCCAAGGUAUGAUUCUGCUGACAGUUUUUCUGAGCUUUGUGCUGCCUGUGAUGAUUAUCCUCCUGUCUUAUGGCUCGAUCAUGGUCAAACUGCGGCACCACUGUGUCACUGCCGGAAAUUCACGCGCUGAAGCCCGAUGUCGCCACUCUCUCAAAAUUGUUUUCACCAUCAUUAUAGUCUUUCUGGUAUCUUGGCUGCCCUACAAUGUGUUGAGAACAAUUCAAGUCAUCUGCAAGAUCAGUAAUGGCAAGCUGGAUAAUAACACCUACAGGUAUUUGGCCAGAGGGCUCAUUAUCUCCUCCUGCCUGGCCUUCCUCAACAGUUGUCUGAAUCCAGUCAUUUACUUGUUUCUGGAUAAGCAUUUCAGACGCAGCGCAGCCUCACUGUGCAAAUCCUGCACUGGCAAAAGGGAUAAACAGCAGAGUUACAUGUCCUCUAACUCAACUGCCUCAAACGGAAUCUCAGAGAGCCUGGGAAGCACUGCAGCCCGUGGCCACAUCUUCCCCCUCACGCAAAAGAAGUGAACACUCCUCAGCCACAUCUGACCACAGGUUAUAGCUUUACAUGAUUUCAUAUACUAUAUAUAUACACUCUCUAUAUACUCAAAUGUACUUUUAUCAUAUCAUUAUAUGAAUGCAUUAAUAGAUUAGCUAUGCAUGAGGAUAUGUUAGUGCCAUUAUAUUUGUGGGGUAGUCUAAUAAAUUUUUAAAAACAUUUACUAGUUUUUCUUGUACUCCUCAAAUGUGUUCCUAGAAUAAAAAUAAUUAAAAAUUCUGUUUUUAUAAAAUGUUAUAGAUUCAAAGAAGCUAACAAUAUGUGGCUGACUGAUUUGCUCAAGAAUAUGUUCCGAAUGUUAGGAAACAUUACGGCUUUAGAUGAAUCAUUGCUCGGACAUUUAUCAGUAAUUUCAACAUGCCUGUGACUGAUUUUAAUAAAUGCAGAAAUGAACAUAAUUAUACUAUUUUCUGUUUUUCUUUUCUUUUCUUUUUAUUAACAUAGUCAUAUAUAUUUUUAAAAACAGAUUUUUUAAAGGUUUGAAUUUAAAAUAGUAAACAUUACUCUUUUGUUCAUGCUUAAUGUGCACAUACUUCAAAAUAAAAAAAACAUAUAAACUACAGUAAUUUAAGUCCAUUAUUAUUAUUUUUCCAUGCUCACUGAAGAAUUUUUUCCAUGUAUGAAUUUUUUCCAUGUAUGAAUGUUUUAGAUGUUUUUUUUUUGUUUGUUUGUUUGUUUUUGUGCAUUUCUUCUUUAAGUUCAAUACAUCAGUGAUGUGUUUAUUUGUGCUCUGGAACAUUAUGUAUUCUGGCAAUCUUAAGAAAUAAAUAAUUAAAAAUACAGUUAUUAUUUUUAUUUUUAUUUAUUUGUCAUAAUUAACAUAGUAAAGACAUUUCAUAAUUUUCAGUGAUCCAGUCAGUUCUCUGUCAACAUUCCUA
Ictalurus punctatus (channel catfish) is the source of this 2328-nucleotide messenger RNA. It is a transcript of the gene gpr25, whose product is annotated as G protein-coupled receptor 25. Bases 274 to 1419 code for a protein of 381 amino acids. Gene Ontology annotation, cellular component: membrane. Gene Ontology annotation, biological process: immune response; G protein-coupled receptor signaling pathway. The record is from RefSeq and is a predicted model, not a curated record. NCBI's taxonomy places the organism in Eukaryota, Metazoa, Chordata, Actinopteri, Siluriformes, Ictaluridae. Gene Ontology annotation, molecular function: G protein-coupled receptor activity. The transcript is spliced from 2 exons.